AUGGAUCACGACCACCACGAUCAUAUGCACCAUCAUGCAGAUAUGGUUGUUACGACAACUACAAUGAUGAACCAUGCUCAUCAUAUGAUGACACAACAAACAAAUACAAGCUCAGUUCAUAGUGGACAUGGUUCUCGUGUUCAUGAUAUGAUGGCGAUGGCAAUGACAUUCCAUGGUGGUUUUAAAGAACAAAUUUUAUUUGAGCAAUGGGAUACAAAAACAAUUGGUGCAUUUAUUGGAUCUUGGUUUCUCAUUUUUUUUGUUGCUGUACUCUAUGAAGGAUUAAAAACUAUUCGAGAUCAGUUAUCAAAACGUGACGGAUGUCAAUGUGGUCAAACAGGUGAACGUCAACCAUCACUUUUGCAUCAUCAAGGUCAACAAUGUGAAAAUUCUAAUAAUAAUGAUUUAAUACCAAGAGUUCAAACAGUAAAAGCUCGUACUAAUAAACGAGGUCGUUUAUUGAGUCUUAACCAUCUUGCUCAAACAAUUUUACAUAUUCUUCAAAUGGGUAUUAGUUAUUUAUUAAUGUUAAUAGCUAUGACAUUUAAUAUUUAUCUAUUUCUGGCUAUUAUACUCGGCGCUGGUUUAGGUCAUUUCUUAUUUGCUUGGCGUCGUUCAUCUGUUAUUGAUUAUAAUGAACAUUGUCAUUGA
Messenger RNA from Rotaria sp. Silwood2, 651 nucleotides. Lineage: Eukaryota; Metazoa; Rotifera; Eurotatoria; Philodinida; Philodinidae. The record is from the annotation of a GenBank genome assembly.